UGUAAAACAACAGCCAACUAUGCGACACUCCUUUACCUGUUCCCUCUCUUCCACGUCGCAUCCAACUUCUGCCGUGGCCGAUUAAGCUGGCACAUCCGCAAUGGAUCGAAAGCGCGUGUUCAUCUUCUGUGGCCUCGUACUCAGUUGCUGGUACCUCACAGCUUCCGUCGGUACCUCCUUCGCGCUCGAGCGACCCGUCCACACAGCUGGCUUAACGUUCCUCGUAUCCGGCUUCGCGAUCGUAGCUUUCGGCAUCAUCAGCGCACGGAGCAAGAAUUCGUCGCACCAUACAGGCCAUUAUGAAGUAGUGCCAGCUCAUUACGAAGAGGCCAAUGGUCUCGAGAAGACAGCGCAUGGCGCCUCGACAGACCGGAACCGUCUGGACAUGACGACGCGUGUGCUGCUUGCAAUCGCGCUUUCAUUUAUCGCAUGCGCGCGAGUAGCUGUGACAUGGCGGAUACUGAAAGAUAUCGAAUGCGCCCGGCCUUCAUACCUACCAUUGUUGCCUCUCCUUUUCGCUAUUUACAUUGGGAGUCGCGACCUCAAAACAUGCGCAUCCAAGAUCUUGCGACAACCCCGUUCGCUCGGGGAAGUCGUGACACAAAUUAUUCAUGGGAGCUCUACGCGCUUUGUGCUUCCAGCUAUUUUGGUGUGGAUUGUAAUGCGAUCCGAGUUGAAAGCGACCGAAUGGCCCUCAACAGCAGUUUGCACAAUCUCGAAUGGGGCAAUUGCAUUGAUACCGAGACUACAACUCGCUGGACUGCUGCUUGAUUGUGCAGCUCUUAUAGUGGUUUAUAACCUCUUCAGCGAGCGCGGAUCGAACAACAAUGACUGUGCCCCCUCAACGACGAGUACCGCCAAGAGUGCUGUCCUCGUCGGCUUGGUGCUUAUUUUUGCGUCCCUCCUACUUGCUUUUAUAGGUCUAAUUCUCUUCCUUCGACAACCCGAACAUCGACAAUGGUUCCUUACGACCCCUGUACACUAUUUUCACGAUACCCUUGUUUUGUGCUUCGCGAUACCCUUCAUGAUCCUGUGUUUUCUUUUCACCUCACGCGAAUACGGCUUUAUCGCAACCUUCUUCAUUGUGACCUUCACCUUUGCAUAUGUCCAGAUCCUGAGUCUACUUUCUAUGAACACUUCAUAUGGAUUUCCACCGAAAUCCGUCUUCUCUUUCGUUUUCCACUUUCUAUUGGUCACGCUGGCCGUAUUUCUUUACGUGACCUCCGACUCCGGAAUGGAAUUCAACUUCAAACCAAAGAUAUCCAUGCGGACUGGACGAUACCAGAUUCUCCUACUCCUCUCUGCGUUGUCCCUGAUGACAAUAGCCAUGUUCAACAUUCGGUCAAAUACUCCCACCGGUAGCGCCUGGGAGCAUCCCAUUACCGAACUUAUCGUCAAAGCCAAGAAUCAGCACAGUUCCUGGGCCUACCAGGCGCACCAAAGCGAUUCACUCAAGUCGGCGGAAAAGAACUACAGGAUUCGAUAUGGCCGAGAACCUCCGCCUGGAUUUGACCAGUGGUACGGAUUUGCAGUCCAGAAAGGCUCGAUCGUCAUCGACGACUUUGACAAUAUCCAGGAGGACCUCGCACCAUUUUCUGCUUUGAGCCCAGCUGAGCUUCGGCAAAGGACGACCGAUAUCAUCAAUAACAAUCAAAACCUUGCGGGAAUCCGGGUGAAGGGCGGCAAGGCUGAGGCGUUUGGGGAAUUUCCUGGCACGCAUGGCUGGAUGGCUGAUGGUGUCAUAAAGAUGAUGGAGCCUUUUGUCGCACAACUUCCAGAUAUGGAGUUGGCUAUGAAUCUCAAUGACGAGUCUCGGGUCGUCGUGCCGUAUAGAAUAUUGCAAAAAGCGCGACCCCAAUGGGAGAAGUAUGAUGGUUUCGAUGACUUCGGCCGGCAGAAGCCCAACCCUGACAUAUCCGAGCCACACGACAGAUUCACUUACUAUCCCGGCUACAAUCCGACAUUCCACUCCCACGGCUCCAUUUCCUGUCCACCGGGCUCUCCUGCUCUUACCAAGUCAUACUGGCACAAACAGGAACUUUGUACAUCCUGUGCCGCUCCACAUUCAGCAGGGCUAUUUGUGUCCAACUGGUCUUUGUCCGCAAAUCCAUGCCACCAGCCGGAUCUCGCUGACCUUCAUGGACUCCACAUUAGUCCUUCCGCCAUGGUCGGCACCCACGCACUGAUCCCCAUCUUCAGCCAAAGCAAAGCAACGGGCUAUGCUGAUGUUCGAAUCCCCUCUCCUUGGAACUACCUUGACAAGACGCAAUACACUACCAGCGCCGAGUUUCCAGAUCCAGUCUUCUCUCAGAAAGAAAACAUCUUGUUCUGGCGGGGCACCACGACCGAAGGAGUCAGCACAGGUUGGGGUGGAUGGAAAGGCAUGCUUCGUCAACGUCUCGUCCAUCUUGCCAACAACUCCACCGAUCCCGCCACGCCGAACCACCUCAUAUCACUCCCACUGGGCCGUAACACACCCAAGUUUUCCACAGUCACCCGCCAUCCUUCCACCAUCCUCGAAAAGCUCGCCACGAAACUUGACAUUGCCUUCGUGGCCCCAAUCACCCACUGCGGCGGCAACGACUGCGACAUCCAAACAGCCGAAUUCUCGCCCCUCCCGCCCGAGCAAAGCGUCCCCUUCGAACAGCACUGGCGCUACCGAUACCUCUUCGACGCCGACGGCGCCGGCUUCUCAGGCCGCUUCAUCCCCUUCCUGCACUCCAACUCCGCCGUCCUCAAGACCGCCCUCUUCCGCCAGUGGUACGAAGGCCGCGUAACCGCCUGGCACCACUUCAUCCCCAUUGACCUGCGCCUACACGACCUCUUCAGCGUCCUCGCCUACUUCGGCGGCUGGCGCAACGACGUCGGCAAAUACUUCGGCGGCAAAGUCUGGGAGGGCCGCGAGCGCGAGGCCCAGGACAUCGCCCGCCAGGGCCGCGAGUGGGCAGCCAAAGUCCUCAGGAAAGAGGACAUGGAAGUGUAUCUCUUCCGUCUGCUGCUCGAGUGGGGGAGGCUCGUGAGCGACGACCGCAUGGUGGGGGACGCGGAUCGCGGCGGUCGCACGCCUUCGUCCUCGAAGCCGGAGGAUACGUACGGGUUGGGCAACGCGAAUUAUGAUCCGGGGAAUGCGACGGCGAGGAUUCACGAGGGGGGGAAGGGAGGGGGGAGAGGGGGCAGUUGGAAGGAUUAUCUUUGGGAUUGA
Molecule: messenger RNA, 3202 nt
Organism: Aaosphaeria arxii CBS 175.79
Lineage: Eukaryota; Fungi; Ascomycota; Dothideomycetes; Pleosporales
Product: glycosyltransferase family 90 protein
Exons: 4
Coding region: 101-3202 (1033 amino acids)
Source: RefSeq, a predicted model, not a curated record